Molecule: messenger RNA, 130 nt
Organism: Funneliformis caledonium
Lineage: Eukaryota; Fungi; Glomeromycota; Glomeromycetes; Glomerales; Glomeraceae
Source: the annotation of a GenBank genome assembly
AAGUAGUUCCACUAUAGAUUUGAAAUGUUUUACACAAAAGUUGGUUGCAAAAUUUAGAGCAAUUAUCGUACCGGUAGUAGGAUUGAAGAACAAUAAGAAGAGGAAUGCUAGUGAUUCUGUAUAUGUGUAG